UCCAGUUGAUGACUUAGCGAGUUAGAGUGGGUUGGGUGGUGGGAGAGAGACCUUGCCCGCGUCGGUGUGUCGCCAAACAGCCCGCCAAACCUCAAGUCGAGCUUCAUACACUGACAACCCCAACACCUCCACAUCACCUUCAUCCCCACCUUCCAUCACCGUACAGCGAAAAUGGAGGUUCUUCUAGGCAUCACCGGUAAAGACUUUGUGCUGCUUGCGUCGUCGAAGGCGGCGAUGCGCGGCGUUACCAUCCUCAAUGCCGAAGACGACAAGAUGCGGGCCUUGAACGCCCACACCUUGAUGGCGUACGUGGGAGAGUCUGGCGACACCGUUCAGUUCGCCGAGUACAUCCAGGCAAACGUCCAGCUCUACGGCAUGCGCAACAACACGAACUGGCAGCUCUCCCCUUCUGCCGUGGCGUCGUUCAUUCGGAGGGAGCUUGCGAGGUCGCUUAGGUCGAGGAACGCCUACAACGUCAACCUCCUAGUCGGCGGUUUCGAUACCACCACGAAGAAGCCACACCUCUACUGGCUGGACUACCUGGCGUCGCAGGCCUCCGUACCGUACGCCGCCCACGGAUACGCACAGUACUACUGCCUAUCGAUCCUGGAUAAGCACCACCAGCCGGACAUCGAUCUGGAGCGAGGCCUCGAGCUGAUGAAGAUGUGUCACGAUGAGCUGGUGAAGCGGUUACCGAUAGACUUCAAGGGUCUCAAGAUCAGGGCUGUCACGGCAGAUGGUGUCAAGGAGUACAGCCUUUAGAUACGUUUAAAUGAAGCAAUGACGAUUCUGAGGACUUCUCCCGUUGGUGGUAUUAUGGGCACCGUGAAUGAUCAGUGCUAUGUGCGAUGGCUGUAACGUUGCGAAGAGGGUUAGGGUGGUGUGAAUCCAUUGCCAGCUCUCCUCAG
Messenger RNA from Tricharina praecox, 908 nucleotides. Its product is annotated as nucleophile aminohydrolase. Bases 172 to 762 code for a protein of 196 amino acids. The record is from RefSeq and is a predicted model, not a curated record. Lineage: Eukaryota; Fungi; Ascomycota; Pezizomycetes; Pezizales; Pyronemataceae. Gene Ontology annotation, molecular function: peptidase activity. Gene Ontology annotation, biological process: proteasomal protein catabolic process. Gene Ontology annotation, cellular component: cytosol; proteasome core complex, beta-subunit complex; nucleus. The transcript is spliced from 5 exons.